This is a messenger RNA of Tarenaya hassleriana, 1910 nucleotides long. RefSeq names its product IQ domain-containing protein IQM2-like. The transcript is spliced from 9 exons. The coding region runs from base 183 to 1763 and encodes 526 amino acids. The record is from RefSeq and is a predicted model, not a curated record. NCBI's taxonomy places the organism in Eukaryota, Viridiplantae, Streptophyta, Magnoliopsida, Brassicales, Cleomaceae.
GAGAGAGAGAGAGAGAGAGAGAGAGAGAGAGAGGAUCCAAACGAUGAACAAUGCAAAAGACUCUAAAAUUCGAAUAGAAAAUCCUUAAAUUCCACGAGUUAUUAUUCAGUUUUUGCCUUUGCCCAUAUCCGUUGUAUUGCCGUUCGAGGAGACGAAGUUUUGCAGAAAUCAUCGGUUAUGAGAUGGGGAUAAGAACUUCUUCUCUGGUGAAUGGCGAAAAUGGCGACGAAAACAGCGUAGAGUCUGCAAAAGUCAGGACCAUUCGAUUCGGGAAAGACGAGUACGAGAUGCAAGUAAGCUUUGAUGAAUCGGUUCUUGAUUCCGACGCUCCCGAAAAGAUGGCUAAGGAAGGGAUCAUCUCCAUUCAGUUCCACGAAACCGAUACGGGCGAAAGUUGCGUGGCUAAACCGAGCGAUUGUGAUCGUAAAGAAACGGGUCGGGAGGACGAGGCUGCGGUGAAACUGCAGAAAGUGUACAAAAGUUUCCGAACGAGGAGGAAGUUAGCGGAUUGUGCAGUGCUUGUGGAGCAAGGAUGGUGGAAAGUUAUGGAUUUCAUGGAACUAGAGCAGAGUUCCUUGCUGUUCUUCGAGAAGGGCGAUCAAGAAUCCGCGAUUUCUCGCUGGUCAAGAGCCAAAACCAAAGCAGCAAAGGUCGGGAAGGGCUUAUCGAAGAACACCAGAGCACGGAAACUUGCUCUCCAACACUGGCUCGAGGCGAUUGAUCCACGGCAUCGGUAUGGACAUAAUCUGCACUUUUAUUACAUUAAGUGGCUUGAGACUCAAAGCAAACAACCUUUCUUUUACUGGCUCGAUAUUGGAGAGGGGAAGAGAGUGAAUCUGGAAAGGUGUCCUCGGUCGAAACUUCAGCAACAGUGUGUCCAGUACCUUGGCCCGCUCGAAAGACAGGCUUACGAGGUAGUUUUACAAGAUGGGCAGUUCCGGUAUAAGCAAACCGGAGAGAUAAUCCACACAACCGGAGAAGAGAUCAAUGCCAAGUGGAUAUUCGUUCUUGGAACAGCAAAGGUUUUGUAUGUCGGGAAGAAGAAGAAAGGCCGAUUUCAGCACUCAAGCUUCUUGGCCGGUGGAGCAACGAUCGCUGCCGGAAUACUCGUCGUGGAAAAUGGCAUUCUCAAGGAGGUUUGGCCUCACAGUGGCCAUUACCAACCAACGGAAGAAAAUUUUCAAGAUUUUCUUGCGUUCCUACGAGAGAACAACGUCGAUCUCACUAACGUUAAGACAAGUGCUGGGGAGGGAGACGAAGAAGAUAACAUUAACGGCCGUCACUCAAGAAUGGGUUCAUCAGACAUGGAUGUAUCAGAAACCCUACACUCGAUAACGACGAUGGAAGGAGUGGAUGAAGAUCUGGUCGAAGAAGAAAUACCCGAAAGCCAUGAAUCAGAACAACAAACGGAAGAUCGCAACAAGGGCAAUGAGCAAAACCCACCACCAUUAUUGUCUUCAGGAACAGUGGAAGAAGAAAAUGAAGAAGAUGGUGAGGGAGAACAUUACUUGGGAGCCAAGAAAGGAUUGCUUGUCGAAGAAGUAACCACUCCUCGAGAUUCGAUCCUUAAGAGAAUGACUUCGGAACGAGAGACGGGUUCAUUUCAGCUGGGGAAACAGUUAUCGUGUCGGUGGACGACGGGUGCGGGGCCGAGGAUCGGUUGUGUCAGAGAUUACCCAUCAGAGAUGCAAUUUAGGGCGUUGAACCAACUGAACUUGUCUCCUAGAAGAACCCUAACUUGUUCUGCAAGAAACCUCAACUGAAUCUGGUCUCAGUUACCUUGAUGAGCAUUGGAUGCUUGGAGGAGGGCUCCAAGGAAUGUGUAAAGGAAAAAUAACUACAAGAUAAAUACAAUAAAUGAAUAGUUCUACCAAAAUUCACAUGUAAUUGUAAUUAGAGUCUUUAAUAUA